AAACAACCUCAGCAUACGAUAACUCCCACAUAUUACAAACACCCAAUUCAAUCCAAUAUACGAAAAAAACGACAAAUCCCAACAAGUGCACAGCUGCGCAUCGCCACCAAGACGGGUCAAAAGCAGCGGAACGCAGAAGCACCACACUGCACAGCUGCGCAUCGCCACCAAGACGGGUCAAAAGCAGCGGAACGCAGAAGCACCACACUGCACAGCUGCGCAUCUCUACCAAGACGGGUCAAAAGCAGCGGAACGCAGAAGCACCACACUGCACAGCUGCGCAUCGCCACCAAGACGGGUCAAAAGCAGCGGAACGCAGAAGCACCACACUGCACAACUGCGCAUCGCCACCAAGACGGAUCAAAAGCAGCGGAACGCAGAAGCACCACACUGCACAGCUGCGCAUCGCCACCAAGACGGGUCAAAAGCAGCGGAACGCAGAAGCACCACACUGCACAGCUGCGCAUCGCCACCAAGACGGGUCAAAAGCAGCGGAACGCAGAAGCACCACACUGCACAGCUGCGCAUCGCCACCAAGACGGGUCAAAAGCAGCGGAACGCAGAAGCACCACACUGCACAGCUGCGCAUCGCCACCAAGACGGGUCAAAAGCAGCAGAACGCAGAAGCACCACACUGCACUGCUGCGCAUCGCCACCAAGACGGGUCAAAAGCAGCGGAACGCAGAAGCACCACACUGCACAGCUGCGCAUCGCCACCAAGACGGGUCAAAAGCAGCGGAACGCAGAAGCACCACACUGCACUGCUGCGCAUCGCCACCAAGACGGGUCAAAAGCAGCAGAACGCAGAAGCACCACACUGCACAGCUGCGCAUCGCCACCAAGACGGGUCAAAAGCAGCGGAACGCAGAACCACCACACUGCACUGCUGCGCAUCGCCACCAAGACGGGUCAAAAGCAGCGGAACGCAGAACCACCACACUGCACUGCUGCGCAUCGCCACCAAGACGGGUCAAAAGCAGCGGAACGCAGAAGCACCACACUGCACUGCUGCGCAUCGCCACCAAGACGGGUCAAAAGCAGCGGAACGCAGAAGCACCACACUGCACAGCUGCGCAUCGCCACCAAGACGGGUCAAAAGCAGCGGAACGCAGAAGCACCACACUGCACUGCUGCGCAUCGCCACCAAGACGGGUCAAAAGCAGCGGAACGCAGAACCACCACACUGCACAGCUGCGCAUCGCCACCAAGACGGGUCAAAAGCAGCGGAACGCAGAAGCACCACACUGCACAACUGCGCAUCGCCACCAAGACGGGUCAAAAGCAGCGGAACGCAGAAGCACCACACUGCACAGCUGCGCAUCGCCACCAAGACGGGUCAAAAGCAGCGGAACGCAGAAGCACCACACUGCACAACUGCGCAUCGCCACCAAGACGGAUCAAAAGCAGCGGAACGCAGAAGCACCACACUGCACAGCUGCGCAUCGCCACCAAGACGGGUCAAAAGCAGCGGAACGCAGAAGCACCACACUGCACAGCUGCGCAUCGCCACCAAGACGGGUCAAAAGCAGCGGAACGCAGAAGCACCACACUGCACAGCUGCGCAUCGCCACCAAGACGGGUCAAAAGCAGCGGAACGCAGAAGCACCACACUGCACAACUGCGCAUCGCCACCAAGACGGGUCAAAAGCAGCGGAACGCAGAAGCACCACACUGCACAACUGCGCAUCGCCACCAAGACGGGUCAAAAGCAGCGGAACGCAGAAGCACCACACUGCACAGCUGCGCAUCGCCACCAAGACGGAUCAAAAGCAGCGGAACGCAGAAGCACCACACUGCACAGCUGCGCAUCGCCACCAAGACGGGUCAAAAGCAGCGGAACGCAGAAGCACCACACUGCACAGCUGCGCAUCGCCACCAAGACGGGUCAAAAGCAGCGGAACGCAGAAGCACCACACUGCACAGCUGCGCAUCGCCACCAAGACGGGUCAAAAGCAGCAGAACGCAGAAGCACCACACUGCACUGCUGCGCAUCGCCACCAAGACGGGUCAAAAGCAGCGGAACGCAGAAGCACCACACUGCACAGCUGCGCAUCGCCACCAAGACGGAUCAAAAGCAGCGGAACGCAGAAGCACCACACUGCACAGCUGCGCAUCGCCACCAAGACGGGUCAAAAGCAGCGGAACGCAGAAGCACCACACUGCACAACUGCGCAUCGCCACCAAGACGGGUCAAAAGCAGCGGAACGCAGAAGCACCACACUGCACUGCUGCGCAUCGCCACCAAGACGGGUCAAAAGCAGCGGAACGCAGAAGCACCACACUGCACUGCUGCGCAUCGCCACCAAGACGGGUCAAAAGCAGCGGAACGCAGAAGCACCACACUGCACUGCUGCGCAUCGCCACCAAGACGGGUCAAAAGCAGCGGAACGCAGAAGCACCACACUGCACAGCUGCGCAUCGCCACCAAGACGGGUCAAAAGCAGCGGAACGCAGAAGCACCACACUGCACAGCUGCGCAUCGCCACCAAGACGGGUCAAAAGCAGCGGAACGCAGAAGCACCACACUGCACAGCUGCGCAUCGCCACCAAGACGGGUCAAAAGCAGCGGAACGCAGAAGCACCACACUGCACUGCUGCGCAUCGCCACCAAGACGGGUCAAAAGCAGCGGAACGCAGAAGCACCACACUGCACAGCUGCGCAUCGCCACCAAGACGGGUCAAAAGCAGCGGAACGCAGAAGCACCACACUGCACAGCUGCGCAUCGCCACCAAGACGGGUCAAAAGCAGCGGAACGCAGAAGCACCACACUGCACAGCUGCGCAUCGCCACCAAGACGGGUCAAAAGCAGCGGAACGCAGAAGCACCACACUGCACAGCUGCGCAUCGCCACCAAGACGGGUCAAAAGCAGCGGAACGCAGAAGCACCACACUGCACUGCUGCGCAUCGCCACCAAGACGGGUCAAAAGCAGCGGAACGCAGAAGCACCACACUGCACAGCUGCGCAUCUCUACCAAGACGGGUCAAAAGCAGCGGAACGCAGAAGCACCACACUGCACAGCUGCGCAUCGCCACCAAGACGGGUCAAAAGCAGCGGAACGCAGAAGCACCACACUGCACAACUGCGCAUCGCCACCAAGACGGGUCAAAAGCAGCGGAACGCAGAAGCACCACACUGCACAGCUGCGCAUCGCCACCAAGACGGGUCAAAAGCAGCGGAACGCAGAAGCACCACACUGCACAGCUGCGCAUCGCCACCAAGACGGGUCAAAAGCAGCGGAACGCAGAAGCACCACACUGCACAGCUGCGCAUCGCCACCAAGACGGGUCAAAAGCAGCGGAACGCAGAAGCACCACACUGCACAGCUGCGCAUCGCCACCAAGACGGGUCAAAAGCAGCGGAACGCAGAAGCACCACACUGCACAGCUGCGCAUCGCCACCAAGACGGGUCAAAAGCAGCGGAACGCAGAAGCACCACACUGCACAGCUGCGCAUCGCCACCAAGACGGGUCAAAAGCAGCGGAACGCAGAAGCACCACACUGCACAGCUGCGCAUCGCCACCAAGACGGGUCAAAAGCAGCGGAACGCAGAAGCACCACACUGCACAGCUGCGCAUCGCCACCAAGACGGGUCAAAAGCAGCGGAACGCAGAAGCACCACACUGCACUGCUGCGCAUCGCCACCAAGACGGGUCAAAAGCAGCGGAACGCAGAAGCACCACACUGCACAGCUGCGCAUCGCCACCAAGACGGGUCAAAAGCAGCGGAACGCAGAAGCACCACACUGCACAGCUGCGCAUCGCCACCAAGACGGGUCAAAAGCAGCGGAACGCAGAAGCACCACACUGCACAGCUGCGCAUCGCCACCAAGACGGGUCAAAAGCAGCGGAACGCAGAAGCACCACACUGCACAGCUGCGCAUCGCCACCAAGACGGGUCAAAAGCAGCGGAACGCAGAAGCACCACACUGCACAGCUGCGCAUCGCCACCAAGACGGGUCAAAAGCAGCGGAACGCAGAAGCACCACACUGCACAGCUGCGCAUCGCCACCAAGACGGGUCAAAAGCAGCGGAACGCAGAAGCACCACACUGCACAGCUGCGCAUCGCCACCAAGACGGGUCAAAAGCAGCGGAACGCAGAAGCACCACACUGCACAGCUGCGCAUCGCCACCAAGACGGGUCAAAAGCAGCGGAACGCAGAAGCACCACACUGCACUGCUGCGCAUCGCCACCAAGACGGGUCAAAAGCAGCGGAACGCAGAAGCACCACACUGCACAGCUGCGCAUCGCCACCAAGACGGAUCAAAAGCAGCGGAACGCAGAACCACCACACUGCACUGCUGCGCAUCGCCACCAAGACGGGUCAAAAGCAGCGGAACGCAGAAGCACCACACUGCACAGCUGCGCAUCGCCACCAAGACGGGUCAAAAGCAGCGGAACGCAGAAGCACCACACUGCACAACUGCGCAUCGCCACCAAGACGGAUCAAAAGCAGCGGAACGCAGAAGCACCACACUGCACAACUGCGCAUCGCCACCAAGACGGGUCAAAAGCAGCGGAACGCAGAAGCACCACACUGCACAGCUGCGCAUCGCCACCAAGACGGGUCAAAAGCAGCGGAACGCAGAAGCACCACACUGCACUGCUGCGCAUCGCCACCAAGACGGGUCAAAAGCAGCGGAACGCAGAACCACCACACUGCACUGCUGCGCAUCGCCACCAAGACGGGUCAAAAGCAGCGGAACGCAGAAGCACCACACUGCACUGCUGCGCAUCGCCACCAAGACGGGUCAAAAGCAGCGGAACGCAGAAGCACCACACUGCACUGCUGCGCAUCGCCACCAAGACGGGUCAAAAGCAGCGGAACGCAGAAGCACCACACUGCACAGCUGCGCAUCGCCACCAAGACGGGUCAAAAGCAGCGGAACGCAGAAGCACCACACUGCACAGCUGCGCAUCUCUACCAAGACGGGUCAAAAGCAGCGGAACGCAGAAGCACCACACUGCACAGCUGCGCAUCGCCACCAAGACGGGUCAAAAGCAGCGGAACGCAGAAGCACCACACUGCACAGCUGCGCAUCGCCACCAAGACGGGUCAAAAGCAGCGGAACGCAGAAGCACCACACUGCACUGCUGCGCAUCGCCACCAAGACGGGUCAAAAGCAGCGGAACGCAGAACCACCACACUGCACUGCUGCGCAUCGCCACCAAGACGGGUCAAAAGCAGCGGAACGCAGAAGCACCACACUGCACAGCUGCGCAUCGCCACCAAGACGGGUCAAAAGCAGCGGAACGCAGAAGCACCACACUGCACAGCUGCGCAUCGCCACCAAGACGGGUCAAAAGCAGCGGAACGCAGAAGCACCACACUGCACAGCUGCGCAUCGCCACCAAGACGGGUCAAAAGCAGCGGAACGCAGAAGCACCACACUGCACAACUGCGCAUCGCCACCAAGACGGAUCAAAAGCAGCGGAACGCAGAAGCACCACACUGCACAACUGCGCAUCGCCACCAAGACGGGUCAAAAGCAGCGGAACGCAGAAGCACCACACUGCACAGCUGCGCAUCGCCACCAAGACGGGUCAAAAGCAGCGGAACGCAGAAGCACCACACUGCACAGCUGCGCAUCGCCACCAAGACGGGUCAAAAGCAGCGGAACGCAGAAGCACCACACUGCACUGCUGCGCAUCGCCACCAAGACGGGUCAAAAGCAGCGGAACGCAGAACCACCACACUGCACUGCUGCGCAUCGCCACCAAGACGGGUCAAAAGCAGCGGAACGCAGAAGCACCACACUGCACAGCUGCGCAUCGCCACCAAGACGGGUCAAAAGCAGCGGAACGCAGAAGCACCACACUGCACAGCUGCGCAUCGCCACCAAGACGGGUCAAAAGCAGCGGAACGCAGAAGCACCACACUGCACAGCUGCGCAUCGCCACCAAGACGGGUCAAAAGCAGCGGAACGCAGAAGCACCACACUGCACUGCUGCGCAUCGCCACCAAGACGGGUCAAAAGCAGCGGAACGCAGAAGCACCACACUGCACUGCUGCGCAUCGCCACCAAGACGGGUCAAAAGCAGCGGAACGCAGAAGCACCACACUGCACUGCUGCGCAUCGCCACCAAGACGGGUCAAAAGCAGCGGAACGCAGAAGCACCACACUGCACAGCUGCGCAUCGCCACCAAGACGGGUCAAAAGCAGCGGAACGCAGAAGCACCACACUGCACUGCUGCGCAUCGCCACCAAGACGGGUCAAAAGCAGCGGAACGCAGAAGCACCACACUGCACUGCUGCGCAUCGCCACCAAGACGGGUCAAAAGCAGCGGAACGCAGAAGCACCACACUGCACUGCUGCGCAUCGCCACCAAGACGGGUCAAAAGCAGCGGAACGCAGAAGCACCACACUGCACUGCUGCGCAUCGCCACCAAGACGGGUCAAAAGCAGCGGAACGCAGAAGCACCACACUGCACAGCUGCGCAUCGCCACCAAGACGGGUCAAAAGCAGCGGAACGCAGAAGCACCACACUGCACUGCUGCGCAUCGCCACCAAGACGGGUCAAAAGCAGCGGAACGCAGAAGCACCACACUGCACAGCUGCGCAUCGCCACCAAGACGGGUCAAAAGCAGCGGAACGCAGAAGCACCACACUGCACAGCUGCGCAUCUCUACCAAGACGGGUCAAAAGCAGCGGAACGCAGAAGCACCACACUGCACAGCUGCGCAUCGCCACCAAGACGGGUCAAAAGCAGCGGAACGCAGAAGCACCACACUGCACAGCUGCGCAUCGCCACCAAGACGGGUCAAAAGCAGCGGAACGCAGAAGCACCACACUGCACAGCUGCGCAUCGCCACCAAGACGGGUCAAAAGCAGCGGAACGCAGAAGCACCACACUGCACAGCUGCGCAUCGCCACCAAGACGGGUCAAAAGCAGCGGAACGCAGAACCACCACACUGCACUGCUGCGCAUCGCCACCAAGACGGGUCAAAAGCAGCGGAACGCAGAAGCACCACACUGCACAGCUGCGCAUCGCCACCAAGACGGAUCAAAAGCAGCGGAACGCAGAAGCACCACACUGCACAACUGCGCAUCGCCACCAAGACGGGUCAAAAGCAGCGGAACGCAGAAGCACCACACUGCACAGCUGCGCAUCGCCACCAAGACGGGUCAAAAGCAGCGGAACGCAGAAGCACCACACUGCACAGCUGCGCAUCGCCACCAAGACGGGUCAAAAGCAGCGGAACGCAGAAGCACCACACUGCACAGCUGCGCAUCGCCACCAAGACGGGUCAAAAGCAGCGGAACGCAGAAGCACCACACUGCACAGCUGCGCAUCGCCACCAAGACGGAUCAAAAGCAGCGGAACGCAGAAGCACCACACUGCACAGCUGCGCAUCGCCACCAAGACGGGUCAAAAGCAGCGGAACGCAGAAGCACCACACUGCACAGCUGCGCAUCGCCACCAAGACGGGUCAAAAGCAGCGGAACGCAGAAGCACCACACUGCACAGCUGCGCAUCGCCACCAAGACGGGUCAAAAGCAGCGGAACGCAGAAGCACCACACUGCACAGCUGCGCAUCGCCACCAAGACGGGUCAAAAGCAGCGGAACGCAGAAGCACCACACUGCACAGCUGCGCAUCGCCACCAAGACGGGUCAAAAGCAGCGGAACGCAGAAGCACCACACUGCACAGCUGCGCAUCGCCACCAAGACGGGUCAAAAGCAGCGGAACGCAGAAGCACCACACUGCACAGCUGCGCAUCGCCACCAAGACGGGUCAAAAGCAGCGGAACGCAGAAGCACCACACUGCACUGCUGCGCAUCGCCACCAAGACGGGUCAAAAGCAGCGGAACGCAGAAGCACCACACUGCACAGCUGCGCAUCGCCACCAAGACGGGUCAAAAGCAGCGGAACGCAGAAGCACCACACUGCACUGCUGCGCAUCGCCACCAAGACGGGUCAAAAGCAGCGGAACGCAGAAGCACCACACUGCACUGCUGCGCAUCGCCACCAAGACGGGUCAAAAGCAGCGGAACGCAGAAGCACCACACUGCACUGCUGCGCAUCGCCACCAAGACGGGUCAAAAGCAGCGGAACGCAGAAGCACCACACUGCACAACUGCGCAUCGCCACCAAGACGGGUCAAAAGCAGCGGAACGCAGAAGCACCACACUGCACAACUGCGCAUCGCCACCAAGACGGGUCAAAAGCAGCGGAACGCAGAAGCACCACACUGCACUGCUGCGCAUCGCCACCAAGACGGAUCAAAAGCAGCGGAACGCAGAAGCACCACACUGCACUGCUGCGCAUCGCCACCAAGACGGGUCAAAAGCAGCGGAACGCAGAAGCACCACACUGCACAGCUGCGCAUCGCCACCAAGACGGGUCAAAAGCAGCGGAACGCAGAAGCACCACACUGCACAGCUGCGCAUCGCCACCAAGACGGGUCAAAAGCAGCGGAACGCAGAAGCACCACACUGCACUGCUGCGCAUCGCCACCAAGACGGGUCAAAAGCAGCGGAACGCAGAAGCACCACACUGCACAGCUGCGCAUCGCCACCAAGACGGGUCAAAAGCAGCGGAACGCAGAAGCACCACACUGCACAGCUGCGCAUCGCCACCAAGACGGGUCAAAAGCAGCGGAACGCAGAAGCACCACACUGCACAGCUGCGCAUCGCCACCAAGACGGGUCAAAAGCAGCGGAACGCAGAAGCACCACACUGCACAGCUGCGCAUCGCCACCAAGACGGGUCAAAAGCAGCGGAACGCAGAAGCACCACACUGCACUGCUGCGCAUCGCCACCAAGACGGGUCAAAAGCAGCGGAACGCAGAAGCACCACACUGCACAGCUGCGCAUCGCCACCAAGACGGGUCAAAAGCAGCGGAACGCAGAAGCACCACACUGCACAGCUGCGCAUCGCCACCAAGACGGGUCAAAAGCAGCGGAACGCAGAAGCACCACACUGCACAGCUGCGCAUCGCCACCAAGACGGGUCAAAAGCAGCGGAACGCAGAAGCACCACACUGCACAGCUGCGCAUCGCCACCAAGACGGGUCAAAAGCAGCGGAACGCAGAAGCACCACACUGCACAGCUGCGCAUCGCCACCAAGACGGGUCAAAAGCAGCGGAACGCAGAAGCACCACACUGCACAGCUGCGCAUCGCCACCAAGACGGGUCAAAAGCAGCGGAACGCAGAAGCACCACACUGCACAGCUGCGCAUCGCCACCAAGACGGGUCAAAAGCAGCGGAACGCAGAAGCACCACACUGCACAGCUGCGCAUCGCCACCAAGACGGGUCAAAAGCAGCGGAACGCAGAAGCACCACACUGCACAGCUGCGCAUCGCCACCAAGACGGGUCAAAAGCAGCGGAACGCAGAAGCACCACACUGCACAGCUGCGCAUCGCCACCAAGACGGGUCAAAAGCAGCGGAACGCAGAAGCACCACACUGCACAGCUGCGCAUCGCCACCAAGACGGGUCAAAAGCAGCGGAACGCAGAAGCACCACACUGCACAGCUGCGCAUCGCCACCAAGACGGGUCAAAAGCAGCGGAACGCAGAAGCACCACACUGCACAGCUGCGCAUCGCCACCAAGACGGGUCAAAAACAGCGGAACGCAGAAGCACCACACUGCACAGCUGCGCAUCGCCACCAAGACGGGUCAAAAGCAGCGGAACGCAGAAGCACCACACUGCACAGCUGCGCAUCGCCACCAAGACGGGUCAAAAACAGCGGAACGCAGAAGCACCACACUGCACAGCUGCGCAUCGCCACCAAGACGGGUCAAAAGCAGCGGAACGCAGAAGCACCACACUGCACAGCUGCGCAUCGCCACCAAGACGGGUCAAAAGCAGCGGAACGCAGAAGCACCACACUGCACUGCUGCGCAUCGCCACCAAGACGGAUCAAAAGCAGCGGAACGCAGAAGCACCACACUGCACAGCUGCGCAUCGCCACCAAGACGGGUCAAAAGCAGCGGAACGCAGAAGCACCACACUGCACAGCUGCGCAUCGCCACCAAGACGGGUCAAAAGCAGCGGAACGCAGAAGCACCACACUGCACAGCUGCGCAUCGCCACCAAGACGGGUCAAAAGCAGCAGAACGCAGAAGCACCACACUGCACAGCUGCGCAUCGCCACCAAGACGGGUCAAAAGCAGCGGAACGCAGAAGCACCACACUGCACAGCUGCGCAUCGCCACCAAGACGGGUCAAAAGCAGCGGAACGCAGAAGCACCACACUGCACAGCUGCGCAUCGCCACCAAGACGGGUCAAAAGCAGCGGAACGCAGAAGCACCACACUGCACUGCUGCGCAUCGCCACCAAGACGGGUCAAAAGCAGCGGAACGCAGAAGCACCACACUGCACUGCUGCGCAUCUCCACCAAGACGGGUCAAAAGCAGCGGAACGCAGAAGCACCACACUGCACAGCUGCGCAUCGCCACCAAGACGGGUCAAAAGCAGCGGAACGCAGAAGCACCACACUGCACAGCUGCGCAUCGCCACCAAGACGGGUCAAAAGCAGCGGAACGCAGAAGCACCACACUGCACAGCUGCGCAUCGCCACCAAGACGGGUCAAAAGCAGCGGAACGCAGAAGCACCACACUGCACAGCUGCGCAUCGCCACCAAGACGGGUCAAAAGCAGCGGAACGCAGAAGCACCACACUGCACAGCUGCGCAUCGCCACCAAGACGGGUCAAAAGCAGCAGAACGCAGAAGCACCACACUCCACAACUGCGCAUCGCCACCAAGACGGAUCAAAAGCAGCGGAACGCAGAAGCACCACACUGCACAACUGCGCAUCGCCACCAAGACGGGUCAAAAGCAGCGGAACGCAGAAGCACCACACUGCACUGCUGCGCAUCGCCACCAAGACGGGUCAAAAGCAGCGGAACGCAGAACCACCACACUGCACUGCUGCGCAUCGCCACCAAGACGGGUCAAAAGCAGCGGAACGCAGAAGCACCACACUGCACAGCUGCGCAUCGCCACCAAGACGGGUCAAAAGCAGCGGAACGCAGAAGCACCACACUGCACUGCUGCGCAUCGCCACCAAGACGGGUCAAAAGCAGCGGAACGCAGAAGCACCACACUCCACAACUGCGCAUCGCCACCAAGACGGAUCAAAAGCAGCGGAACGCAGAAGCACCACACUGCACAACUGCGCAUCGCCACCAAGACGGGUCAAAAGCAGCGGAACGCAGAAGCACCACACUGCACUGCUGCGCAUCGCCACCAAGACGGGUCAAAAGCAGCGGAACGCAGAAGCACCACACUGCACUGCUGCGCAUCGCCACCAAGACGGGUCAAAAGCAGCGGAACGCAGAACCACCACACUGCACUGCUGCGCAUCGCCACCAAGACGGGUCAAAAGCAGCGGAACGCAGAAGCACCACACUGCACAGCUGCGCAUCGCCACCAAGACGGGUCAAAAGCAGCGGAACGCAGAAGCACCACACUGCACAGCUGCGCAUCGCCACCAAGACGGAUCAAAAGCAGCGGAACGCAGAAGCACCACACUGCACAGCUGCGCAUCGCCACCAAGACGGGUCAAAAGCAGCGGAACGCAGAAGCACCACACUGCACAGCUGCGCAUCGCCACCAAGACGGGUCAAAAGCAGCGGAACGCAGAAGCACCACACUGCACUGCUGCGCAUCGCCACCAAGACGGGUCAAAAGCAGCGGAACGCAGAACCACCACACUGCACUGCUGCGCAUCGCCACCAAGACGGGUCAAAAGCAGCGGAACGCAGAAGCACCACACUGCACUGCUGCGCAUCGCCACCAAGACGGGUCAAAAGCAGCGGAACGCAGAAGCACCACACUGCACAGCUGCGCAUCGCCACCAAGACGGGUCAAAAGCAGCGGAACGCAGAAGCACCACACUGCACAACUGCGCAUCGCCACCAAGACGGGUCAAAAGCAGCGGAACGCAGAAGCACCACACUGCACAGCUGCGCAUCGCCACCAAGACGGGUCAAAAGCAGCGGAACGCAGAAGCACCACACUGCACAACUGCGCAUCGCCACCAAGACGGGUCAAAAGCAGCGGAACGCAGAAGCACCACACUGCACAGCUGCGCAUCGCCACCAAGACGGGUCAAAAGCAGCGGAACACUGCGGUGAUGGGUGGAUGAGGAGGUGCAAGACACGGGGUGCAUUCUUUUCCUUUCUGGGUGGGUUUAAAAAAGGGCACGGACCCGACAACGAGCCGCGUGUGGUGUACGCAGCUGGUUGCCGGGUCCGGUGA
Messenger RNA from Leishmania braziliensis MHOM/BR/75/M2904, 12222 nucleotides. RefSeq lists its product as hypothetical. Lineage: Eukaryota; Euglenozoa; Kinetoplastea; Trypanosomatida; Trypanosomatidae. The annotation marks the transcript as partial. The record is from RefSeq and is a predicted model, not a curated record. The transcript has a single exon.